Blastomyces gilchristii SLH14081 is the source of this 3474-nucleotide messenger RNA. RefSeq lists its product as hypothetical. The record is from RefSeq and is a predicted model, not a curated record. Lineage: Eukaryota; Fungi; Ascomycota; Eurotiomycetes; Onygenales; Ajellomycetaceae. The transcript is spliced from 2 exons. Bases 1426 to 2997 code for a protein of 523 amino acids.
UGCCAAAUCUCCGCGUUACGCUAGUUUCUUUUUUUGUUGAUACCAACAGGCCAAGAAUGGGCGUGUAACAGGAGCGAAUCAUGCUUUGAGACGUCCAAGUUCUCCCGCUUCAAGCCCAAAAAAAAAAAAAAAAAAAAAAAAAAAAAAAAAAAUUGAAACUAUGUUAAAAAGUUACAAUUAUUAAUAGACAAAAUGAUGGUCUAACAUGAAACAGAACGAACAAUCCACCUCCCUAGCUGGAGGACAAAAGUGACAAAACUAGCGCAAUACCAGCCCCACGAGAUUUCCAGCCAUCUGAGCGAGAUAUUCUCGCAGCAUUUUGGGGGAAUUUGAAACAAUAAUUAUCAACAUCCAAUAUAGAACCCACGAGUGCUCUCAGGAUCCAUUUGGCGCCCUGCAGAGCUAAACACAGUCAAGCAGGCAGUUUUACUGGCCGUUGAUGACCGCAUUUUGCAGAAAAAGAACAAUAGGAUAUUCCUUCCUUUUGUUCUCAGCGGGGUUAGUGGCGUUCACGAUUGGCUGAUUCCCGAUCCAUGACCUCGCAGUCGCGCUGGAUAGGCGAAAUUUGGAAACUGAUGCAACGGCUGAGGCCAACCCAGCCGCCAAUUACCCACGCAUGAACCCCAGCAAAGAAUUUUGCAACCCUACCUCUUAUUUAAUCAGAGUUCGCUAGCCACUUUAUUUUGACGCUUAUCAAGGCACGAUUUGACUCCAUCUAUUGUUCCCCGUGGUUCAUCACCCUAAAGAGCUACCCUGAACCUAGAGUAUUACUCUCUUGUCAACAUAUUCUUUGAUACCUUUGCCUUUAAAAUGAGUGAUACAGGUUCUUCUCAGCUUUCAGACUGGGAGGAAGACCUGCCAGACAAUGUUCAUUUUCGCCUUCCAGGCUUCACGCUCCCGCUGAAUUGGGAGCCUACCCCGACGAGCACCCCACUCACAACCCCGCGUGCUAGCAUAGACGGACGGACGCCUAGGCUUCAUAUCCUUCACAUUCAGGGCAUACAGAGAGGCCGUUUCCCAAACGCUUUGAACUAUCAAGAUGCGCUCGAUGAUAAUUUGAGGUAAUCUCAUGGUUCCCGGUUUGCGGUUACUAGGUAUUGAUUUGGCAGAUACCCAGCCCUGACGACUCGAGAAACACGAUGGUCCAGAUCAUGAACGAAAUCACGGAUAAACCUAACUGGAAUGUGAAGGUUGGACCUAUAUAUCCCUUAAGUAUGCGGGCAUUGCCCUACUUCCGUGUCUGGUUAUUCAUUAUAUCACUUCUGGCCCCCCCAUUCUCUCUCUCCCCCCCCCCCAAAAACCCUACAAUCCAUUCUACGACAACCUCACCAUAGGUAGCAAGUGCCUAUCCACCACAAUCAUAUCAUUUACUAAUCUUUACAAUAGGUUUCUGAUGAUACCAUCGUGGAGAAGUGGCGGAAGGAAAUGUUAACGGGAAACUAUGGUUUCUCGGAAUCUAUGGCAAAAUGGGUUAUCGAUGAGCUCCGCUACAAAACAAGGAUUUAUCAUGAAUAUGGGCUUGUGGACGUAUUUAACGGCGGAGUAGUCAAAUCAGACACUGCUGUUCCGGGAUCAAUCGACCAGGAGUUGAGAAAUGGGGUUUCGAAACUAGAAGAUGUGCCUGAGAACCUCAAAGAUUACCACCCUUCCACGAAUGAACAGAUUCUGAAUUUAGUGAACCCAUCGCUCUUUCCCCUUGUCUAUGGCCGAACGCGUAUCCUUGGCGAGAAGCUCUUAGGGUUGGGCGACUGCAUCGCCAGCUGCGGCCUUGGAGAAACACUUCCAGUGCCGCGAGACAAAUACACCGUGUUUGAUGAAAAGCUAGAUAACCACUCCGGUUGGGCGGGUAAUUUUUGGAAAGACAAGAUAUACAGCCAAAAAUUCCAAUGGCUACCUUGCAAUGUCGAGUUCCUUGACAAGAAGGGCUCUUACCUACCUCUAGAUCCGAAGGACCCUUCAAAAGUUGCUGCGGCGUCUCUUGCUCCGCCAUGUCGGAUAACAAGCUAUAUCAACAACCUCCAUCCCCACAAACAUCGAGAUCUAUACGAAACCAUCGAGAAGGUGAUAUCCCGCGCAAUUCCCCUUUGGAAUAGAACCCUAUCUUCUCUAAGUGCGGAAUAUACUCGACGUAUUAACUACGAUAUAUGCGUUCGGGAAAGUUCGCUUUCUCCGCCCCGAGAAGGAGAAAAUGGAUCUAGAAAACAGAAACGUUCAGUGACCAAAUCUGGAUAUGUAUUACCAGAGCCUAGAAAGUUCGAACCUACGAUGACGCCGUCGCUGUCACCAGGUUCCGUGGACUUAAAGAAACAAUACCGCAAGUCUGGCUUUCAAGUGAUUGUGAAACUUGCAAAUAUCCACCUAACCCCUGAAAAACCCAAAUAUAACGGCGGUGUCUGGCAUGUCGAAGGCCAACUUAAUGAACACAUAUGCGCAACAGCGCUCUACCACUACGACAAUCACAACAUUACCAACGGCCACAUAGCCUUCCGCCAACAAUGCGCCACAAACCAAAAAAUCAAAAAUAGCCGCGGCGAAGACCCAGACUUCCUCCCCGAAAUCUUCGGCAAACACACCCUAUCCUCCGCAACCCAAAUCCCCGGUAGCGUCGAGUGCUCCCAGGGCCGCCUCCUCACGUUCCCCAAUACCCUCCAGCACCGCCUCGAACCCUUCGAGCUAGCCGAUAAGUCCAAGCCAGGCCACCGCAAGGUCCUAACCCUCUUCCUCGUCGACCCACAUAUCCGCAUAAUCUCGACGGCAAACGUGCCCCCACAGCGCCGUGACUGGUGGACGGAGCACAUCGAGUCAACGGGGGCGCUGAAGAAGUUGCCCAAGGAGUUGGUGGAUAUGAUUUUAGGCAGUGGCAACAAGGCGGAUUUCCCGUUUAGCAUGGAGGAAGCGAAGCGGUUGAGAGUGGAGUUGAUGGCGGAGAGGACGGCGAGGGUUACGGAGCAGGAUAGGCAUUUUAGGCAUAGGGAGUUUUCGCUUUGCGAGAAUUAAACACUAGGUACUGACGGGGUCACGGUGGGCGGGGUGAGGGUGUGUCGUGAUUGGGUGAUUUCCUGGUUUGAUAUGAUAUUUUUUCAUACUUUGUUGAGUCAAGGGUUUUUUCUAUUUUUUCUAUGUUUGAGCGAUUGAUAAUGUCUUUUUUUCUUUUGCUUGUGCUUUUUCUGUUCUUCACAAUUUCCUUCCUAUUCAGGGGAGCACUGCUAUAUCUUUUUGUGGUUACCGUAUGUGAAAUUCCGGGUUACACCUGGGGAUCACUGCAAAGCCGGUUUGCGGAAUGGGGGGGAAGAGAUGGGUGGCUACGCGGACAGUUUACUAGCUAGAGGUUAGAGAAGAGAUUUAUAACACCAACACUUUUGCAAAUUAUUAUCUAUCCUUAUUAUCCCCAAGACGGUGCGAAUGAGCUGACAAUGACGACAUCCACACCCCACCUACUGCGUAUCUAAUACAUACAUGCACAAUACACCCCCC